AGCCAACAAACAGAGCUCCAACUCAGAAAGCAUCCGUCCCUUGGCAGCAGCAACAAGCUACUAGCUAUGUGUGUUUAGAGCGAGCGAGGGAAAAAAAAGAAAACAUCUAAGAUAUACUCCAUCAUCUUCGUUUGAUUAACCCGCCCAGUAAAGCCAUGGGUACUAAUGAUAGAGCGGUCAUUUCUCUGGUACUCCUCGUGUGCAUCGCUAGCCGCUCGUCCUUGGGUGCCGCUGAAACUGACGUUGAGCAGAAGCGCUUGUCAGUCCCGUUGAUGUUUGUGUUCGGUGAUUCGCUGGUCGAUGUCGGAAACAAUAACUUCCUGCCGCCGCCUGCACCCCGUGCUGCAUCUCCGUACGGCAUCGACUUCCAUGCUGGCACCGCCGGCGCCGUCUCAGGACGGUUCACGAAUGGCUACAACCUUGCCGAUUUAGUCGCGCGACGUCUGGGGUUCAAGAUGAGUCCACCUGCUUACCUCUCGUUGACACCGGUAUCAAAGUUUGACCUGUUCACGUGCCGAAUUGGUGCCAAUUACGCGUCUGGCGGAUCUGGCAUUCUCAACACCACGGGAAACGGGACACUCACGCUGCAGAAACAAAUCACGCUGUUCUCCAAAACUCAAGCAAGAAUGUCGUGGGCCCGCUGCAAGCUCAGGUCUAUGGUAUCGAGGUCCUUGUUCCUUGUCAGCGCCGGCGGCAAUGACUUCUCCGCCUUCAGUGAAAUGGGCAUGGGCGAACAAGACGCCCCAGCCUACAUCAGUAGCAUGGUCUCAACCUAUGUCCAGCAUAUCGACGCGUUGUACAAGUUGGGAGCACGGAGGUUGGGGAUCCUAGACGUGCCAGCUAUCGGCUGUACCCCAGGCUCCAGAGUCCCCAUGGCCAACGGCGGAUGCAACGACGCUGCCAACUCUAUGGCGCAGAACUUCAACAGACUCCUAAGGCUCGAGGUGGCGAAAGCCGUCGCAUCCUCCAUGCCCGGCAUGAAAUACUCCAUUGCAAGCACCUACAAUUUUGUCACCGACUUGAUGAACAGCCAUCUAGUGGCUGGGCUCCGGGUGGUCGACAGGGCAUGCUGCGGAUCGGGAAAACUGAACGCGGCGGUCAUGUGCGCCCAGCCAAACACGACUUACUGUUCGGAUCGCGACGACUACAUGUUCUGGGACAUGCUACAUCCUACGCAGGCAACAAAUGAACGUGGGGUGGUCGCCAUCUUCUACGGCCCGCAGGAGUACGCGGAUCCCAUCAACUUUGCACAGUUGGCCGCUGCCACAGCAAAUGAUGAUGAUGAUAUAAAUACUGCUAUGACCGCAGGCGUCUAUGCCGCCAUAUGAUAAACACUAUUUAUGUCUAUUGGCAUGCAGCUGCGACAUGUCACUACCUGAGUACUAUAUACGUAAUUCAGUUGGAAUAAUGUACGUUGUGUGCAUCAUCAGUCUCUCUCUAUAUAUGCUGGAAAUAAAAUGAAGACAAGAGACCACAAUGUUAGUAUC
Molecule: messenger RNA, 1487 nt
Organism: Zea mays
Lineage: Eukaryota; Viridiplantae; Streptophyta; Magnoliopsida; Poales; Poaceae
Exons: 5
Coding region: 156-1328 (390 amino acids)
Molecular function (GO): hydrolase activity, acting on ester bonds
Source: RefSeq, marked provisional